This is a messenger RNA of Drosophila ficusphila, 3388 nucleotides long. RefSeq lists its product as uncharacterized. Gene Ontology annotation, cellular component: protein phosphatase type 2A complex. The record is from RefSeq and is a predicted model, not a curated record. Gene Ontology annotation, molecular function: calcium ion binding; protein phosphatase regulator activity. Lineage: Eukaryota; Metazoa; Arthropoda; Insecta; Diptera; Drosophilidae. Gene Ontology annotation, biological process: protein dephosphorylation.
CACGGACCUUAGCAGCAUCGCGUGCACCGCAAUACGCUCGGAAAUAAAACGACUGCUUUCGGUUUUCUGAUCUGUGAAUUCUGUUUCGGUUCUGUUUGCUGUUAAUUUUAGACUCGCCAAGCGGAAGCUUGCCAGAGUUUUCCAAAAUAUCCCGCAGCCGCGUGUGUUUUUCCCCCCGAUCGAAAACAUUCGUUCAUAAUUCGCGAAUUCGAUUCCAAAAAACGGCAAAAAUGUCGUGCCGCGAAAAUGUCGAUUAACCUCUGAUUUCGCCAUACGCAGUCUACGAAGAACAAAUUGAAAACGCUGAAAAUGUGAAAAGUGAAUGAAACGCAUGUGAAAUCUCGCAGUGCCAAGCAGCGCAACAAAGCCGGGCAAAUUAAACAAAAACCCCAAUUAAGAUUUCAAUAAAUUUUUAAAAUAAAAUGUGAGCAGUGAAAAUGUGAAUAUCGAACCAGAAAGAGAGAAAGAGUGAAAGAGAAAAACCGAAAAAAAAACACAAAUUUCCCGAGAUACUAGAGCAAAAUGCAAUCAAAUUCGAGCACCACAACCACGACAACGACAACCAAGACCAAGAAGCUGAGCAGCGGAGCGGGCAACAUGAUCAGUUCAGUGGCGGUGACCAGUGCCAUCAAGACCACCACGACGACUCGGAAGCCAGCGGGUUCUGGAGCCAGUCCCAAGUCGCCCAAGUCCACGGGAUCGAGUGCAUCGCAUUCAGCCAGCAGUGAUUCCAAUGCGGAGAUCGCCGAGCUGACCAAACAGAUCAACGAGCACGCGGACGCCAUAUAUCACACGUGGAAGAGCCAGGGCAUCCCGCCACCGGAACUCCUGCAGAUGUACACAAGUGCCGCCGCCUCCGGCGAUCUUUCCGAGGUGGCCACGCCCACCGCCGAUGCCGAGGGUCUCCAGAAGAUGGUCACCAGCUUUGUCAACAAGGACAAGGAACAGCGCGGCAAGACCAACAGCCUGAAGAAGUCCGACAUCACCUCCAAUGGCAAGGUGAAAAAGCCAGCGGUCUCCAGUUUUAGUAAUCCUGUGCCGGAUCAGGUCCUCCACUCGCCCAAGAAAGUGGCCGCCGUCUCCGCCAGCAAACCCUUGCCCGAUGUCAAUCUCAACUACGACAUCAGUCUGGAUCUGGAUGUGAACAAUCUGUCGACGCAGCAAACCCAAAAUCUGCUCAAGAUCAGUGAGCUCAUCCAGCAGCAGAAGGACGUCCCGGCCACCGUGGGCAAAAAGCGGCAGAGCAGCAAGGCAAAUAGCAACGGCAGUAGCAACAGUGGCGGCAAUUCUGCCAUCAGCAGCAAGCUAACAGCUUCUGAGCAACCCACCAAAAAACAGAGCAAGGCCAGCAGGAACGGAUCUUCUAUGGCUGUUAGCAUCGAUGUUGUAGAUUCGCCGUCAGCGAGAAUGGCCAAUAGCACCAACAGCGCGGCAGUGAGUGAUAAGGGCGGCGAGCCAGCGGCCACAAGUCGCAAGUCAAGCAAAACCAAAGAAAACAGCGCCGAUUCGAAGCCGGCAACCAAAGAAAAACCCACGGCGGUAGCAGCUGUAGCCACGGCACGCAAAUCAACAAGUCGUAGCGCCAUUGAUAACGCCAGCAACAUAGCUGCAGCGGCAGCAGCAGCAACAGCAGCAGCAACAGCAACAUCGGCAACAGCAGCAGCAACACCAACAGCAACAUCGAUGGAUGCAACGCCAGCAACAUCGGGCAGCACAACGAUGCCAACGUUGAAUAAAGUCAAACCGACCAGCGGGGCGCGGGCGGCCCUCACCAAUGGCCAGGAUAAAAUGAAUCUCCUCACCCGCGGCUCCGUCGCCGAGCGGGUUCUCAUGUUCGAAAAGUGUCCGGACGUGCGGCACGCCUUCCUGAACAUCAAGCGCCCGCAGGCGGACACUCCGCCCAAGAGCCUCAUAAAGGUCAAGCUGCACGCCACACCGCCCCCGCCGCCCCAGGAGCAGAAUCUGCUGCAGAAGGAGAUCCGCUCCACGAAGAGCGUCUACAUACCCAGGUUCUACUUUCCACAUGGCAAGCCGCAGCCCAACAUCGCCAUGGAGCGGGUGGUGCGGGGCAUCCUCUCCGCCUUCGACAGCUUUCCCAACAACCAGGUGACCAAGGACGAGCUGCCGCGCAUUCUCAAGAUCUGCGGCCUGCCCUUCUACUGGCGCAUGCCGGUGAUGGUCUUCUGCCAGUCGACCAGCACGGGUCUCGUCGAGCGACAGCGCUUCGUCGAGUUCUGGAAGCAAAUGAAUGUUUAUUGCCAUGAGGCGGCCUCGAGAUUCGUGUACAUUCUGUCGCGUGGCCAGAGAUUCCGCUCAUACAUCGUGCCAGAGGAUCUUGUGCCGAUGGUGCAGGAUGUGGUGGACACACACCCCGGACUGGCCUUCCUCAAGGAAGCCACCGAGUUCCAUUCCAGAUACGUGCACACAGUCAUCGCGCGCAUUUUCUAUUCGGUGAACCGCAGUUGGAGCGGCAAGAUCACAAUAGCCGAGCUGAAGCGGUCCGAUCUGCUGGAGAUGAUCAGUCUGCUGGAGGAGGAGGAGGACAUCAAUCAGAUAAUGGCCUUCUUCAGCUACGAGCACUUCUACGUAAUCUACUGCAAGUUCUGGGAGCUGGACAAGGAUCACGAUCUGCUGGUCAACCAGGAGGAUCUCGCCAAGCACAGCGACCAUGCCCUGUCGUCGCGCAUCGUGGAGAGGAUUUUCUCGGGAUGUGUGACGCGCAGCGACAACAAAAAAGCUCCGGAGGACGAGGCCAAGAUGUCCUACACGGACUUUGUGUGGUUUAUUCUCUCAGAGGAAGAUAAGAGAACACCUACGGCCAUUGAAUACUGGUUCCGAUGUAUGGACGUCGAUGGAGAUGGAGUGCUGUCCAUGUACGAGCUGGAAUACUUUUACGAGGAGCAGCAACAGCGGAUGGAGGGAAUCGGGAUCGAGUGCCUGCCUUUCGAGGACUGCCUGUGUCAGAUGCUGGACAUGAUUAAACCAGCAAACCGCGACUGCAUCACCCUUGGCGAUCUGAAGCGCUGCAAAAUGACGCAUGUCUUCUUCGAUACCUUCUUCAAUCUGGAGAAGUAUCUGGAUCACGAACAACGAGAUCCAUUUGCCUCGCAGCGUGACGAAUAUACCUCCGAUUGGGAUCGCUUUGCAGCGCAGGAAUACGAACUGCUCAUAUCCGAGGAGAACGAUUAAAGAUCGCCAAAAGAUAUUUAUUAACUUACAAAUUUUUAUACAAAUUUAUACACUACGAAAUGAAAAUGAAACAGAAAAACAAACAAAAAGAAGGAACUACAAUUAGUCCAUAUGUGCAAUAAAUUCAAAUUAUUUAUUAUGAGUUCUGCAGAUUUAGUUGAAUUUUAAUGACGAAUAAAAUAAAAAUAAUGAAAACUAA